Messenger RNA from Alligator sinensis (Chinese alligator), 1002 nucleotides. RefSeq names its product cornichon family AMPA receptor auxiliary protein 4 (gene CNIH4). Gene Ontology annotation, biological process: endoplasmic reticulum to Golgi vesicle-mediated transport. Bases 610 to 846 code for a protein of 78 amino acids. The transcript is spliced from 4 exons. Gene Ontology annotation, cellular component: endoplasmic reticulum membrane; COPII-coated ER to Golgi transport vesicle. The record is from RefSeq and is a predicted model, not a curated record. Lineage: Eukaryota; Metazoa; Chordata; Crocodylia; Alligatoridae.
UUUAAUUUGAUAAAACUCAAUGGGCCCUAUGUCCUUGCAUCAGAAACAGUAGGAUCUCUCUCAAGAUACUACAUGUUUGAUGUCCUAUAUACGUCUGUGUGUCUUCUCCCCCCGCCACCCCUUCUCUGUCUCCCCUCCCCGCCCCCUGCCACCCAUGUCCCCUUUUUGAUCAAUUGUUGGCUUAUAUCAUAAGACAUUUCUCCUCUGAGGGGCACUUGCGGCAGACUGUACGGUGGGUCUUUACUGGAGAUCUCCAGAGUUCUCUUCCUCUCCCUUUGCAUGUGGUGAACUGUGGGUCUCUACUUUGGGAUCUUUUAAAAACUAUUUGGCUGUCAUUCUUAGCCGCCUUUGACCAGCAGGGUUCUCUGAGGCAUAUUAUGCAGGGGAAACCUGCAGCCUGCUCCCUCCUGCCCCCCCUUCUGCUCUUCUGCUUUACCUUCUGCUCUGGCUGCGGUCCCUUCAGCCCAUCUGGGAGCUGCUGCCACUUCUCCUGGACUGGGCUGAGGCCUGGCCAGGGCCGCUACUGCUGCUGACUUCCCCAGAGGAGCAGAGCUGCAGCAGAAGUGGGUGAUCCCAGAAUUGAUUGGCCAUACUGUUGUAACAGUAUUAAUGCUUAUUUCUUUGCACUGGUUCAUCUUCCUCCUUAACUUCCCUGUAGCAACCUGGAAUAUAUAUCGGUACAUCAUGGUGCCAAGUGGGAACAUGGGAGUGUUUGACCCUACAGAGAUCCAUAAUCGAGGGCAACUGAAAUCACAUAUGAAGGAAGCCAUGAUUAAGUUAGGCUUUCACCUGCUUUGUUUCUUCAUGUACCUUUACAGUAUGAUCCUGGCUUUGAUAAAUGACUGAGGAGCUGAAUGGGAACCAUUAGUUGCCAAAUUUUGAAUCAUCACUCCUGUGACCAGUUAUGGAGCCAGAGACACCUUCCAAGCAUACCUAGACCAGUGUUGUCAUGCACUAUAUUUUUUCCUCUUUGAACAAGAAAUAUUUUUGCUGUAUUUUUAA